Messenger RNA from Tuber melanosporum (Perigord truffle), 4169 nucleotides. RefSeq lists its product as uncharacterized. Lineage: Eukaryota; Fungi; Ascomycota; Pezizomycetes; Pezizales; Tuberaceae. The record is from RefSeq and is a predicted model, not a curated record. Gene Ontology annotation, molecular function: ATP binding; microtubule motor activity; microtubule binding. The coding region runs from base 838 to 3486 and encodes 882 amino acids. The transcript is spliced from 5 exons. Gene Ontology annotation, biological process: microtubule-based movement.
UCUUUCCUUUUCCUCUUCCCUUCUCCGUCCCUUCCCUUCUUCUUGUUUUCUUUCACCCGUGUGUACGGGGGUGGUCAGUCAGUCAGUUGUUCCCUUCGAUUCGUUCCCUCUUCUUUUUCUUCCCUUCCCUUUUCCGCUUUUAUUUACUUAUUUUUUCCCCCUUCGCUAUCCCUUGCUGAAGCCCCCCCUUCUCACUCCCCUCUUUCCGCAAAGGUCGUUAUCCGAGCACGUUUUGUUCCCGAUAAACACAUCUCGCUCGAGUACCUUCACUCUUCCCUUCCGCACCCUUUUGCCUCCUCUCCGCCCAAGUGUGUAUCUGCCCGUCCGUCCGUCAAUUCUCUCGACUGGGAUUUUAGAGCCUGCCGAGUUUCCCCAGUCGUACUCGUUACCAAUUAUUGGGUUUAUUGAUUGUGCAUAAGGUACGGGCCCUUUUCCGCUUUUACCCCCCUGGACCUGGAUCUGGACCGGAAGAAACGCUGUUGUAAAGGAUAAACCCAACGACUCCCCCGACAUCCGACGUCGAACAAACGUUUCCCUUCCUCCCUCGCGUCACGUUAAAAAUUUAUUCCUUCGUUUCUGUUUAUUUUUUCUGAGCGACGAAUACCGCAUCAACAGUGAUAGAUUGUCCCAUCACGUUUUUCUAGAUCUAGAGGAUAGCCGUACCUUAUGCGAAGGGAAUCACGAUAGAGUUUCCUUCUUCCCUUGGUUUGUCCAUCUGUUUGUCUUACGCUCGUUCGACGGUAGGUUUAUACCGGGUGGAUCUGCAAAUAUUCCACCUUCAAUAGGGAUUUGUAUGAUAUAGCUUUGAAACUUUCGUUCGCCGAGGAAUAUCCCCCAAUGGCGACCACGACAACGACAACAUUACCUCGUCCCCCACGGGCAUCUUUCAAUGCAUCCCAGCCGCCGACAUCGGCCCUGCCAGCUUUGCCAAAUUCCAUCUCCAGUCGAGCAUCUACACAGAACCUUCGGAAGGCUUCUCUGCUCCCGCAGACACCACGGAAAGUUUCAGGAGCGUUACAACGGCCUUCGACACCCUCAGUUCCGUUACUAACUGACGCCAAGAUUUUGACUCCUCGUCGGGCAGUGUCAAUAGCGUCGUUUCCAAAGCCACCGAGAACAGGGGGUGGUCGGAUAGCGAGUUUACCGCCUGCGAGCUCGUUGAGCACGUGCAACCUGACGGCCAAGGAUGGAAACAAGCCGCCAUCGCCCUCGCCUGCCGGAAGCCCAAAGAGGGGCGGUGUGGGUCUGGAGAGGUCGUCCAGUUCACCAGGUGUCAAAACGAGUAAGUCGAAAACCAUCUCGGUUGGAAGCCUAGGCUCGGGGUUUUCGGGUGGUGCGAGCGGAACUGCGUAUCUGAGUCCUCCUCACAGCAGGAGCAGCAGUGCCCAGGGUAGCUACUCCACUAAUGCUACUACUAUCGAUGCUGGUGCUGGUAGCGGGGAUGAGCUUACUGUAAGGGGUCGGACUGAUGAAAAGUCUGGAGAGCGUGAAGGAAAAGGAAAUGUUAUUGUAUCGGUUCGAGUAAGACCGGACGCCAACGACAGUGGCGGGGGUGGAAAUAGCGAAUGGACCAUCGAUGGGCGCGACGGAAAGGUGGGAUACGGUGGGAAGGAUGGAGGAAUAUAUGAGUACGAUAACGUCUUUGGCCAAAACGACAACAAUUCUCGAGUUUACGAUUCUUGCGCUAAACGUCUGGUACGGCGGGUCAUGGAAGGGUACCACGGAACCGUCUUUGCGUACGGCAUGACGGGAACCGGCAAAACUUUCAGCAUGCAGGGGACUACGUCCUCGCCGGGUGUAAUCCCACUGGCAAUCACGGACAUCUUCUCCUUCAUUAGGGAGACACCCCACCGGGAGUUUUUGCUUAGGGUUAGUUACUUGGAAAUUUAUAACGAACGGAUACACGAUUUGCUUGCUACGCAGCCUGGAGGAACUGGUUUCACCCCCCUGGAUCAGCAGACGAAGGGGGAGGAGAUCAAGCUGAGAGAGGAUGCCAAGAGAGGUGUGUAUGCGACACCCUUGAAGGAGGAGAUUGUACAGAGCCCCACGCAAUUGCUUCGCGUGAUUGCCCGUGGUGACCUGGCCAGGAGAACGGGCAGCACCCAGUUCAAUGCUCGGUCGUCGAGAUCUCACGCUGUUGUGCAAAUUGUGGUGGAAUCGAGAGAUCGGAUUCCGGGGACAACGGCCGGAGGCGGGUCGAUGGUUGAUAAUCGACGGGCUGGCAUUACUGGGGGUGUGCGUGUGAGCACAUUGAGCUUGAUCGAUCUGGCAGGUUCGGAGAGAGCUGCGGAGAAUAAGGAGCGCCGGACGGAAGGUGCUCAUAUCAAUCGUUCGCUCUUGACAUUGGGAACUGUUAUCGCCAGGUUAUCGAGUGUUGACAAGGAGGGAUAUGGAAAGGACAAGGAUGGGAACCAUUUGCCGUAUCGCGACUCCAAGCUAACUCGCCUACUUCAGCCUGCCCUGUCUGGUGGCUCGCUGGUGAGUAUCUUGUGCACGAUUGCCCUUCCACCUUCCCAAGUGAGUGGUGCUGCAAAUGCUACUCACAUUGGCGAGACCAUGAACACUCUCAAGUUUGCAGCGAGAGCGAGGAACAAUAUCGUUAGUCAUGCGAAGAAGGCGGAUGAGAGUCUUGCUGGUGGCGUUGAUGCUGGUAGCCGUGUCUUGCUUGAGAGAUAUCGUAUGGAGAUUACUGAGCUUAGAGCACAACUCGAUUCGCAAAAACGCAAGGAAGGUGACGAUAUGAGGGAUAGAGAGGAGAGGGAAGAGCGAGAGGUCGAAAGGCACUCUGAACAACUCCUUGAAAUCCAACUCGCUCGCACGGCACUUAAGGAGCGCAUAGAACAUCUCAACCGCCUGAUACUGUCUUCCAAGUCCUCGGGCGUCAAUUCCACACGCAGUUCGCACCUUUCCGGGAACAAUGGUCACAUGUCAUCACUUUCGAUCCGGUCUUCGACUACGACUACUCACCUGGCCCGUCCCUUUUCUACCGGAUCUUCGGCUUCUACUGCCAUCAACGGCGGUAGUAGUAGCGAAUGUGCCGACGAUGACUCGACUGGUGAAUUUGGCGACGGAAGCGCGACACUUGCUGCCCAGGUUCGAGCCCUUCAAGCGGAUGUGGCCGAUAAAAACCGCUACAUUGCAACCUUGGAAAAGCGACUUCUCCAAGCCCGUCGUAGUUCGCAAAGUAGGGCUAGCAUUGGCUUCUCACCACCUCACAAGGUCCCCGGCAUAUUCGGCGGGGGUGAGUUGGUCGAGGAAGCACGGGUUGAUAUUCUUCUCCGGGAGAAAGAUGAGGAGAUUGUAGAGUUGAGAGCUAGAUUGGACGACAAGGAAAGGAUGGUAUCCGCUCUACGAAGCGCUGCUCGAAAACGAGACGUAGCGGAAGUCGGGAGAAGAAGUAAGCCAUCCAAUGACGAGGGGAGACGUCGAAAGGCUAGUGGGAAUAGCGGUGGCACAGCCGAGGAGCCGGAAGACGGGACCUUUUAAAUAAAGAAAGUGAAUGAUUACUACCAUUACUACUACAAAACUGACAGAAACACGGAUCAAUCCGGGUGGCUAUUUUAUUGCUCUCCAUUGUGUUUCUAUUCAUUUUGUUUCAUUGCUUCUUUUCGUCUUCUCGCCGUCUAUUUGUUUAUUUGAAUUUCUUCUGGGCUCACUGUUCGGUUGGUCGGUCGGUUGGUGACAGUGGGGGUUUUCAUUUCCAUUUUCUGUUUAUCUCCUUGGGUCUGGGUCGAAAUUUGAUGUUUGCAACUUGUAACCAUUUUGUACCUUUUUCUGUUUCCGCGCGUGCAUUAUUUAUCGGUUAUUUAUAUUUUUCCCCUCUUUUCUUGUAUGUUUUUUUAUUUUUAUUUUUUUGUCUGGCGAAUGCCUUUCACUUUUUCCCUUCUCCUGCCAUUGGGGUUUACUUUUACAUUUUUUACUCCUUACAUUUCUCAUCCGCCCUUGAUCGUUAAUUAAUCUCUUUCUUGCCUUUUUACUUUCUUUCCGACCUGUUUUAGCUACCCGGAGGGUGUUGUCUGAGGAUGGGAUGGGACGGGCUGGUGACCAACCGCGAGCAGGUUGUGUUGCCAAUGUGAAGGGGUAGUUUAGAUGAAUGCCGAUGAUCGAUAUCCAUCCAUCCAUUUGGUUACUGAGUGAUGAGCGGGGAUGCGUGUUGGUUGGCUGGCUUG